AUGUCGAUCACGAAUAGUACAUCUAGAAGUGUUUCAGCGAUGGGCCAUCCGGCGGUAGAGAGGUUCACACCAGGUCACAUUGUCUGCGUAGGUACACAUAAAGUUGAAGUGAUAAAUUAUCUAGCAGAAGGUGGCUUUGCACAAAUUUACAUGGUGAAGUUCGUAGAGUAUCUUAAUGAGUUCGAUAAUGCUGCAAGUGUUCCUUUGAAAAUUGGUGAUGUCGCAUGUCUGAAAAGAGUAUUAGUGCAAGAUGAGAAUGGAUUGAACGAGAUGAGAAAUGAAGUUGAGGUGAUGAAGAAGUUGAAAGGUGCCCCCAAUGUGGUGCAGUACUUUGAUUCUAAUGCCUCUCGCCGUCGUGAUGGAGUUCAAGGGUUCGAGGUUCUUUUGCUAAUGGAAUUGUGUCCAAACAAAUCUUUGCUAGACUAUAUGAACCAACGAUUGUCAACGAAGCUGACAGAGUCUGAGAUUGUUAAAAUUAUGUACGAUGUUGUUCUUUCAAUCUCUCAAAUGCACUAUCUUCCGGUACCCUUGAUUCAUCGUGAUAUCAAGAUUGAAAACGUCUUGGUAGAUGCGAACAAUAAUUUCAAGUUAGCAGACUUUGGAUCUACAUCAACAUGUUUCCCGAUUGUUACAACUCAUCAAGAUAUUGCUCUUCUGACUCAAAACAUUUAUGUCCAUACUACUCCUCAGUAUAGGUCUCCUGAAAUGAUUGAUCUCUACAGAUGUUUGCCCAUAAACGAAAAAUCAGACAUAUGGGCUCUGGGAAUUUUUCUUUACAAAUUGUUAUUUUUCACCACUCCUUUUGAGAUGACAGGGCAGUUUGCCAUACUUCAUUCCAAGUAUGAAUUUCCUGUGAAUAAAUAUUCAUCAAAGCUAAUCAACUUGAUCAUUAUAAUGUUGGCGGAGAACCCAAACUUGAGACCAAAUAUUUAUCAAGUACUGUAUCAUUUAUGUGAGAUUCUAAAUAUAGAAGUGCCAAUUGAGGAUAAAUACACGGAAGGCGCCUAUAACUUCUCUAAAUAUACACAGUUUCAGAAUAAACUACAAAAUGUUCAAUUGCAAAUGUAUCAGCUACAACAAAAGAAAAUUAUGCAGAAUAAUAAAUUGAGUGACUCAGAAGAAAACUUAUUGAAUGAUAUGUUUCUUUCCUCUUUUGAAAUUUCAUCUAAACUUCCUAUGAACGCAAGUGACGGCCCUGUGACAGUUUCUAAAAUGGCAUCUCCGAACGCCAGCAAAGAAGCCGAAGAAGAAAAGGAGGGUCACUCCAAUCAAGGAGAGUCUAUAGUAUCUGAAGACAAAUCAUCAAGGGUCAAUUCUAGCGUUAACAAUUCUAGUGCACCCAAUGAUCUUAAGGAAGUCAAUACAAUUCAAUCUCCAGGAAUAGAGGACAAGUCAAUUUUUAAAAAUAAAACUCCUGGAGAGUUAUAUUAUCCGAGCGUAAGCGAAUUAGAUACCUACUUAGAUAAAGAGUUGGUCAAGCAACCAAGUGAUCCAACUGUUUGUGAACAAAGUCCUCGUUUGAAUCCACAAUCGCUGCCACAGAGGCAAAAGAGUACAAGUUCUUAUUCUUCUGGUGGGAGAUCAAUGAAAAGUACUUCGUAUGGUGCAGCAGCUAUCGAAUCAGAGGAGGGAUUGACAAAUGAGAAAUCUGUUGGCAUUAAUAAGAUGAAACAGCAUAAAUCAAAUAAUCCCUUUCCAAAAAUGAAUGUUGCAUAUCAUUCCACGAAUGAAUUGAACAAUGAUGCAGGUAACUUCUUUUUAGAAGAGCAACAACAGAGCCAAAGAUAUCAGCCAGCGCAAAAUCAAACAGGAGCACAAGGGAAUAUCUAUCCAGAUGAAUCACAGUAUCAAUCAAUAGUAGAACAGCACCAACAACAGCAAGAUCAGCCCAAAGCACCCGCUAACUAUAAUCAAAGAAAUUUUUACACUGGAAGAGAUCGGGCUAAUAAGCCUAUGCAAUUGGGUGGAACUGUUGCAGGCGAUAAUGGUAACAGAAGAAUCAACUUUCAGAAUAUUUCUCAAAACUACGCCACUAACUCUCAGUCAGGAUACCUUUCGGGUCAAAAUGCCUCUGCAAUUCCAAUGGUAAGACCUGUUAUUUCGAUGAAUCAGCAGCAGGCCCAACAGAUACAAGCUCAGCAACUACAAGCUCAGCAACUACAAGCUCAACAGAUGCAAGCCAAGCAACAGAUGCAAGCCAAGCAGCAACUACAAUCUCAACAAUUGCAAGCUCAACAGCAAAUACAAAUCCCAAAUACAAAUAAUAAUACCAAUUAUGUCUCUGACAAACCCAACCAAUCUACAGAUGAUAACAGAAAUGCUCAGGUAGGUGAACCACCGAAAUUAACAGAGAAUGCUGUAAAUGAAUCAAUGCAUUCGUCUUCCAAAAAUGAGGGUCUUUUGAUUGAACUGUCACCGUUAAAAGAAGAUGCAGGAAAGCCAUCUUUCGAAGAUAAAAGUCAAACUGUGGAUAUGGAGGACGCGGUCGUCCCUGGAAGUAAAGGUUUGAACAAUCAUCGAAAUGGCGUUCUGAAUCUAAGUCUGAAUGAAAUGGACUUAUCAAGAGACGGCAGCACCAGUGUCGUCUCUUCCUUUUCGUCUUCUUCAUCUUCUUCAACUCAACCAGCUAAGCUUUCUGGACGCAAAGGUUCGAGUAAGAGGAACAACUAUUUAACAGAUGAAUUAGAAGAUAGCAUGGUUUCCAGCGAAAGUAUUGAUAUUGAUUUGGAUGAUGCAAGAAGAGGCAAAACUUCUGAAAGAAGGCCGCUUCAUAAUGAAAGGAGUCAUAAAGAUUUGUUAAGAUCAAAUGAUGCUAACAAGCCUAAUCAAUUCAAAAGCAUGGACUUCAGUAGUGCGUCUACGAGGCAACCACGACAGUCCCUAGAUCUUAAUUUUCAAGAGGUAAACUUAUCUUCUCCAACAUUAACUCAAGAGCAUAGAAAUAAAAAUGAGUCAUUAGCCCCGCAAUCACACCACUCAUAUAGAGCUCCAUCUCAUGCUUCCACCGCAAUAAGUGAGAAUAAACGUCAUAGUACUGGCCAUGAACUGUCAACCCGGUCAACCGGUAAGCAAGACACACAUAGGACCAGUUCUAAGCAAAGACACGAUUUGGAAAGAUACCGGCAUUCUAAGGAUAAGGACAGCAAUAGUAGCAUCACUAUUAGCACUUCGAAUUCAUCAGAGAUGAGAAAAUCCUUUGCAAGGGCUCGGCAAUCACUUGAUUUAGAACGGGUUCGUCGUGAAGCAAUGGCAAGUAAUGGAUCCAGUAGUGGUAGCAGUAACGGGAAAAGACGGUCCUUUUUCUCGGUUUUUAGAAGUGAGAAAUGA
Messenger RNA from Saccharomyces mikatae IFO 1815, 3327 nucleotides. It is a transcript of the gene AKL1, whose product is annotated as serine/threonine protein kinase AKL1. The transcript has a single exon. NCBI's taxonomy places the organism in Eukaryota, Fungi, Ascomycota, Saccharomycetes, Saccharomycetales, Saccharomycetaceae. The coding region runs from base 1 to 3327 and encodes 1108 amino acids. The record is from RefSeq and is a predicted model, not a curated record. Gene Ontology annotation, cellular component: cytoplasm. Gene Ontology annotation, molecular function: ATP binding; protein serine/threonine kinase activity. Gene Ontology annotation, biological process: actin filament organization; actin cortical patch assembly; peptidyl-threonine phosphorylation.